Ornithorhynchus anatinus (platypus) is the source of this 1345-nucleotide messenger RNA. It is a transcript of the gene LDHB, whose product is annotated as lactate dehydrogenase B. Gene Ontology annotation, molecular function: L-lactate dehydrogenase (NAD+) activity. Gene Ontology annotation, biological process: carboxylic acid metabolic process. The coding region runs from base 161 to 1165 and encodes 334 amino acids. Gene Ontology annotation, cellular component: cytoplasm. The record is from RefSeq and is a predicted model, not a curated record. Lineage: Eukaryota; Metazoa; Chordata; Mammalia; Monotremata; Ornithorhynchidae. The transcript is spliced from 8 exons.
GGAGCAUUAGGGGAGGGGUUUCCAAGGCAGCGAAGGGCGCAGUGGCCGGUCCUGUCUGUCCUCCUCCUCCUCCUCGUCCUCCUCCUCGUCCUCCUCCUCCUGACCGACCGGACGGACAGACAGACGGACGGCCCUCGGCCUCUUCCCCUGGCAGAGCAUAAUGGCAUCCCUCAAAGAGAAACUCAUCGCCCCGGUGGCGGAGGAGGCGUCCACCUCGCCCAACAAUAAGAUCACCGUGGUGGGAGUUGGGCAAGUUGGUAUGGCCUGUGCCAUCAGCAUCCUGGGAAAGAGCCUCACGGAUGAGCUCGCCCUCGUGGACGUGUUAGAAGACAAGCUCAAAGGAGAAAUGAUGGAUCUUCAACACGGGAGCUUAUUUCUCCAGACGCCUAAGAUUGUGGCUGACAAAGAUUACUCGGUGACGGCCAAUUCGAAGAUCGUGGUGGUGACGGCGGGGGUCCGGCAGCAGGAGGGGGAGAGCCGCCUCAAUCUGGUCCAGCGGAACGUCAACGUCUUCAAGUUCAUCGUCCCCCAGAUCGUCAAGCACAGCCCCGACUGCACCAUCAUCGUCGUUUCCAACCCGGUGGACAUCUUGACGUACGUGACGUGGAAGCUGAGCGGUCUGCCCAAGCACCGGGUCAUCGGGAGCGGCUGCAAUCUGGAUUCCGCCCGUUUCCGCUUCCUGAUGUCCGAGAAGCUCGGCGUUCACCCCAGCAGCUGCCACGGCUGGAUCCUCGGCGAGCACGGAGACUCCAGCGUGGCUGUGUGGAGCGGCGUGAACGUCGCCGGGGUUUCUCUCCAGGAGCUGAACCCCGCCAUGGGGUCGGAAGGAGACGACGAGAACUGGAAGGAGGUGCAUAAGAUGGUGGUCGACAGUGCCUACGAAGUGAUCAAGCUGAAAGGCUACACCAACUGGGCGAUCGGAUUAAGCGUCGCUGAUCUGAUCGAGUCUCUCCUGAAGAAUCUGUCCCGGGUCCACCCCGUGUCCACCAUGGUCCAGGGCAUGUACGGCAUUGACAACGAAGUCUUCCUGAGCCUCCCUUGUGUCCUCAACGCGCGGGGCCUCACCAGCGUCAUCAAUCAGAAGCUGAAAGACGAGGAGGUAGCGCAACUGAGGAAGAGCGCCGAGACCCUGUGGGCCAUCCAGAAAGACCUCCACGACCUGUGAGCCCUCCCGCGCUCCGGCGUGGCGACCAACGUCCCGCGCGGCCGCCGGGAAUACUCGCCGGUUACCCCCCCCCCCCGGAUCUCGGCCCGCCUCACCGGGCCACCCACCGCCCGCCCCGCCGAGUAAGAGCCGGAUGGAGCGCUCGCGCCGUCGACGAAUAAAGUCGUUUCCCGCAGUGUG